GUUAUUGCAUUGUUAAUAACAACGAUCGAAACAAAAUUGAAUAAAUCAGCAUAAUUAAUUAUUUCGAUGACUUGUGAGCGUGUGCAUAUUAUGACUAAUUGUUUGUGAUAAUUAUAUACUGUGAAAAAUGGCUGUUUUAACUCGAUACUGGGUAUCGGAUUUUUUACUCCUGCUGUCAGGAUUUAUAGUUCUGUCUUAUUUGUACAUGACCCGGAAAUUUAAAUACUGGAAAAAACGAGGGGUUACUGAAGUAACACCCACGCCAUUUGUUGGUAACUUUGGUGACUGUUUAAUGACGAAAAAAUCAUCAGGCCAAUGGCUGAAGGACAUGUACAGAGGGAGUUCCGGUUUACCUUACAUGGGAUUUUAUAUUUUUGACAAGCCUUGUUUGUUAAUACGCGAUCCGGAGCUUGUAAAAGCAGUGCUUGUAAGAGACUUCAAUACUUUUCCUGAUAGAUUUGUGUCUGCGAGCCCGCACGAUCGGAUCGGCGACGCAAAUUUAUUUCUGAUUAAAAAUCCCGCUUGGAAAAUAGUCCGCACAAAACUCACGCCAAUUUAUACUUCGGGUAAAUUGAAGAGGAUGUUUGAGUUGAUGGUCGAUGUCGGCGAGGAUCUCAUGGCGCACAUGGAGUCACUUAAAUUGGCAGGUCCAGGACAAGCAAUUGAAGUAAAAGACUUGAGUGCUAAAUUUACUACCGACAUGAUUGCGACUACGGCUUUUGGUGUACGAGCGAAUUGUCUCAAUGAUCCUAAUGCUGCAUUUCGUGAAGCGGGUCGUAGAGUAUUUUCUACUUCGCUCUACCGUAAUUUUGAAUUGACUUCAUUAUUUUUUGCUCCACAAUUAGCGAAACCUCUGGGACUCAAAUUUAUACCAAAUAAUGCAUCGAAAUUUUUAAGAGAUACAUUAUGGGGUGUAAUACUUGAACGUGAACGUUCUAAUUUUAAACGUGGAGACUUAAUUGAUUUGCUUGUUGAAUUGAGAAAAGCUAAUGCCGAAAGUUCUAAUCGAGAUAUUUUUGAUUUUGAUGGCGACAAUUUAGUGGCUCAGGCAGUAGUAUUUUACACAGGAGGUUUCGAAACAUCAUCAUCAGCUCUGAGCUUUACAUUGUACGAGAUAGCAAUUCAACCGGAAAUUCAAACGAAAUUAAGACAGGAAAUAUUAGAUGGACUCGAGCAGUCUGGCGGAAAAGUUACUUACGACUUGGCCAUGAACUUGCCGUAUCUGGAUAUGGUUGUAGCAGAAACUCUACGUAAAUAUCCCCCUCUACCUUUCUUAGAUCGGUUGACUAAAGAAAAUUACAAAUUACCAAACUCUGAUUUGGUAAUAGAGAAAGGUACACCGGUUUUUAUUUCCAUGACUGGUUUGCAUUAUGAUCCUGAAUACUUUCCUGAUCCGGACAAGUACGAUCCAGAACGUUUUUCAGAAGCUAAUAAAAAAUCUAGGAAACAAAGUGUUUAUAUACCUUUUGGUGAUGGUCCUCAUAUUUGUAUAGGUCUACGUAUUGGAUUACUUCAGACAAAACUUGGGCUCAUAAAAUUACUACCAAAAUAUGAAUUUUCAGCCUGUAAAGAAACUAUGAUUCCCAUGCGAUUAAGCCCAACAGCAACAAUAACAACUGCUGACGGCGGAGUUUUCCUUAAUGUUAAAAAAAUGGGUUUUAUAAUUUAUGGUGUAGUUUUAUUAUUAAGUUCAGUAUUCCUUUCAUAUUUAUAUAUGACACGGAAAUUUAAAUACUGGAAAAAACGAGGAGUUGCUGAAAAACCACCGAUUCCAUUUAUUGGUAAUUUUAUCGAUUGUUUGAUGAUGAAGCGAUCGGGUGGUCAGUGGGUUCAAGAUAUGUACGAAUGGAGUGCGGGACUACCGUACAUGGGAUUUUAUGUUUUCGACAGACCGUUUUUUUUAGUUCGUGAUCCAGAGCUUAUUAAAAAUAUUCUUGUUAAGGAUUUCAAUGUUUUUAAUGACAGAUUUGCUAGGGCAAGUCCGCACGAUCGGAUUGGCGACGCUAAUUUAUUUUUGAUUAAAAAUCCACAAUGGAAAAUAGUGAGGACAAAACUCACCCCAAUUUAUACAUCGGGAAGAGUGAAAAAAAUGUUUGAUCUUAUGGAUGAUGUCGGUGAUGAUCUGAUGGCACUUAUGAAAACUUAUAAAACUGGAGGAAAAGGCGAAGUAAUGGAAGUUAAAGAAUUGGCGGCAAGAUUUACCACAGAUAUGAUCGCUACAACUGCUUUUGGAAUCCGAGCUAAUUGUUUGAAUCAUCCAGAUGCUGAAUUCCGUGUCCAAGGAAGAAAAAUAUUUGCUCAAAAAAUGUACCGUAAUUUCGAAUUUAUGUCAAUAUUUUUCGCGCCACAAAUAGUGGGACCACUAGGCCUUAAAAUUUUACCAAACGAAACUGCUAAUUUUUUACGAAGUACAUUAUGGAAUGUGAUAAAUGAGCGAGAAAAAUCGGGAGCUAAGAGAGGUGAUUUAAUAGACAUAUUGAUCGAGUUGCGAAACAACAAGACUGAAAUAUUUAGUGAUGAGUUUGAUUUUGAUGGUGAUAAUUUGCUGGCUCAAGCUGUGGUAUUUUUCAACGCCGGUUUCGAAACUUCUUCAUCUGCUUUGAGCUUUACACUUUACGAAAUCGCAAUCCAACCGGAAAUUCAGAAUAGACUGCGAGCAGAAAUUUUAAAAGCACUUGAGCAAACAGGAGGAAAAGUCACUUAUGACCUGGCUAUGAAUUUGCCAUACAUGGAUAUGGUCGUUGCUGAAACUUUAAGAAAAUAUCCUCCAUUACCAGUCUUAGAUCGCGUUGCUAAUGAAAACUACAAAAUUCCAAAUUCAAAUCUUGUGUUAGAAAAAGGAACACCUGUAAUGAUUCCAGUUAGUGGUCUCCAUUAUGACCCUGAAUACUUUCCGGAUCCAGAAAAAUAUGAUCCUGAACGUUUUUCAGAAGCUAACAAAAAAACACGGAAACCGUGUGUUUAUUUACCUUUUGGAGAAGGUCCACAUAUUUGCAUCGGCAUGCGUAUUGGAUUGCUUCAGACAAAACUUGGGCUUUUGAAAUUGUUGCCCAAAUAUGAAUUCACUCCAUGCAAAGAAACUUUAAUCCCCAUGCGAUUUAGUACUAAGUCCUUAGUAGUUGCUCCAGAUGGAGGUAUAUUUUUAAAUGUGAGAGAAAUUUAAAUCACUCAAGUACCCAGUCAUGUACUCUAGUUUAUAUUUAUAAUAAAAAAAUAAAUUUAAUUUAUUUAUAUUUUCAAUUUAGGGAAAAAUUUGUA
Molecule: messenger RNA, 3258 nt
Organism: Microplitis demolitor
Lineage: Eukaryota; Metazoa; Arthropoda; Insecta; Hymenoptera; Braconidae
Exons: 10
Coding region: 128-3163 (1011 amino acids)
Molecular function (GO): iron ion binding; monooxygenase activity; oxidoreductase activity, acting on paired donors, with incorporation or reduction of molecular oxygen
Source: RefSeq, a predicted model, not a curated record